This is a messenger RNA of Lampris incognitus (smalleye Pacific opah), 2354 nucleotides long. Its product is annotated as piggyBac transposable element-derived protein 4-like. The transcript has 5 exons. The record is from RefSeq and is a predicted model, not a curated record. Bases 96 to 2153 code for a protein of 685 amino acids. NCBI's taxonomy places the organism in Eukaryota, Metazoa, Chordata, Actinopteri, Lampriformes, Lampridae.
GCGACCGGACUGAAUAUAGUCGGACGUGUUUCGUGAUAAGCCCCAUUCUAGAUGUAUAGCUAGUAUUGAGUGGAUUUAGAAAACAACGUGGAGAAAUGUCUCAGUUACAAGCACGGUUCUUUACAUAUGACAAGAGGUACGCCAUCGAUGACGUCCCAUUCUCCAUCCCGGCUGCUUCCCAGGUGCAGGACCUCAGCAAUGUCAUCAACAAACUGUUGGAAGCAAAGAAUGCGUCUCAUAACGAGGUGGAGUUCGACUUCCUGGUCAGGGGGCAGUUCCUGCGGAUGUCUCUGUCCAAUCACAUGGAGGUCGACGGCAUAUCAAUGGAAGAAGUAGUGGAAAUAGAGUAUGCGGAACGAGUCGCAGACCUAGAACCACAGGAGUGUAUGAUGCACGACUGGAUCAGCUCCAUAGAUGCAGAUGCUGAAUGCAUGUCUGGGUACUGCCGCCAUUUCAGACGCACCAUGACUACCACCGUGGCGUUGCAGCAUUUACAGGCAUUGGACAGUGGUGAUUCCGAUGCAGGCGAGCUGUCGGAGGUUGAGAGUGAUGGUGACCAUUUCUGGGUGGAUGAAAACAGGUCGUCCUCAUCCUCAUCCGAGUGUGAAUCUCCACCAAGGAAAAAGAGGUCUGUGCUUCCGCCGGAGACUACGGACACAGAUGUCCUGCCCACGGCUGACGGAGCUGGUCUUCCUGAUCUGGGUGUGGAAAAGGGGAAAGACGGGACGAUGUGGAAGAUCCUCCUGCCAACUGAUCGUCCUGAGAAAAGGAAGACCCCCGUUGUGAUCACUGAAGUUGCCGGCCCCACAGCACAUGCUAGGCGCAACAUUGAUGGUGCACUUGCGUCCUUCAUGUGUCUAGUUGACAGUAACAUGCUGGCUCACAUUGUGGCAUGCACUGUAGCUGAGGCACGUCGGCAGUUUGGUGAUGACUCAUGGGACCUGACAGUGGCUGAACUAAAAGCUUUUCUUGCAAUGCUUUUCAUCCGGGGUGCACUGUCUAAAGGUGUGGAGUUGGCCAAGCUGUGGUCUGAAAAAUGGGGCGUCCCAUUUUUCAGGGAAACCAUGUCCAGGAACCGCUUCAAGGAGAUCAUGCGGUUCCUGCGAUUUGACAAAAAGGAGACCCGGUGUGUACGUCUGCAGGAUGACAAGUUCGCCCUGAUAUCGGCCACCUGGAACAGGUUUAUAGAGAACUGCAUAGCCUGCUACAAGCCUGGUGCCGACAUCACAAUAGAUGAGCAGCUGUUAUCCACCAAGGCCCGGUGUAAAUUCCAGCAGUAUAUGGGCAAUAAGCCAGACAAAUUUGGCAUCAAAUUCUGGCUGGCUGCAGAUGUUCACAGCAAAUACAUGUUAAAUGGGGCUCCUUAUAUGGGUAGAGAUGAGACACGAAGAGGUCUGCUCUUAGGAGAGAGUGUAGUGUUGUCUCUGGCAGCUCCAUACCUGGAGAAAGGGAGAAACAUCACAACAAACAAUUUCUUCACAUCUCUGAGGCUGGCCAACAUCUUACAGAAAAAGAAGACCAGCCUCGUUGGCACCCUGGGAAAAAGUAAGUGUGAGAUGCCCCCCUCCGCAAAAAAGAAGGCAGAGCCAUUCAGCACCAAGGUACUGAAAUGUGGCGACAUCACACUCACCAUCUACCAGGGGAGGCCAAGUAAGAAUGUGUGCAUAUUGAGCUCCAUGCACACAACCGUGGGCAUCAUGGAAGGGCCAAAGUCAAAGCCGGAGUCUGUCACAUAUUACAAUAACACAAAGUACAGCGUGGACAUCUUGGAUCAGAUGGUACGCAUGUACUCGGUGAAAAGUGGUACGCGCAGAUGGCCGGUGGCGGUGUUCUACAAUAUCUUGGACCUGGCUGGGAUCAACGCCCACAUCCUCUACAAGGAGUGCACCGGUGCCAGCAUAACCCGGAAGAACUUCCUGCUUCUACUGGCGGAGGAAUUGAGAGCGGAGUUUAUGAAUGGGAAGUUGGCACAAGGUCCCAGUCAGCAGCUGAAGAUCGCAACACCGCAGCAGACACCAAGACGGAGGCAGUGCCAGGUUCGGGGAGGCUGCAAGAAGAACAAAACAGUGGAAAUCUGCUGUAAAUGCCACAAACCCGUGUGUGGCAAAUGUGAGCGGAGGAGAGAUGUGGUUUGCAUUGCCUGUGACCCCUAAUUGUGGUAGUGGACGAAAUUCCCAAUGCAUGUCGGAGUCCAUGCAUGUGGUGGGAUUGGCGUUGUUUGGAACUUUUUGAGUGAUUACUUUCAGUUCUUUCUUAUAUUUCACUUUUUAUAGGCCUUGUUAUUUUUCUUAGAUUAGCUAUGUGUUUGCUUUCUUUUUUCAUUGUUUUAUGGUCACUUUUUCACUUUCAACAUU